GGUCAGGCUAGGUUCGCGCGUCAGCGCGUGCCUGAGCUGCAUCAGUUGGACGACUUGGACGAUGACACAGGUUAUGGUCAUGUAUCUUGAAUAACGCAGUAAACAACUUUACUCACUCUUUUUAUCACCUAUGCGGUCAUCCACGGGGAACGCCCAUGGGAACCGAGCACUGUGAGGUGAUCCAUUUCAAGUUGACCUGGGUGAACCCAGAGUAACGUAGAGAAACGCGCGUUUUUGGCGGAUAAACUGACGUUUAUCGAAGAGUCAAAUGCCACGCCAAAAAAUGGCAAAUACCGCGGUCACGCACAAGGCCAAAGAGGAGGAUAUUCUCGAGUGUUUCCUUUAUCCCAAAUUCUGUUACGCGUCCGACCCGGACGCGGUAACGGAGGCGAAAUUGAGCGAGGAAAUUGCUAAGUAUAACGAAGAGAUCGCCCCGUUCAUCACAGAUUACAUCUGGCAUGGUGAUAGCUUAAAUUUCCGUCCUAGAACCAAGCAGGCGAUGUUACUGAAUAGAAUCCUCGAAGGAUCAGCAGUGGAGGAAGAUUACCAUAUCUUGCCUCAUAUUUAUGCGAAUCUACGUUUCGACGAGGACAUAGGCGACGAAUGGCUGACAGUAUUCCUAAUAUUUAGGCUUACCAAAGUUUUCGAUGGAUUGAUCGCUAGAGUAGUGGACUCGGAUGGGGAAUUUCUUCUGAUAGAAGCUGCUAAUGUCCUGCCAUUGUGGGCCAGCCCCGAGACGUGUCAGGAUCGUGUGUUCAUUCAUAACGGUGAUAUUCAUGUUAUCAGAGAGAGGGGAACGUCGUUUCCUAAUUUGCUAAAUAAUAUAAAUGGCAAGCCACAUAUCUCCAAGAUGUCUGAAAAGGUACAGCUUGUGUUGCAAAAGCGAAUUGGCAUUUAUCCCGAUGAGAUUCAGAAGAGGAAACAUAAGGCCAGAGCAUUCCUGCCGGAAAAAGCAGCCUCUAUACUUCGCCUAGAACCAAGACUCAUAGCUCCAGUGAUUAGAACUAUUUGUCAUUCGGAUCCACUAGAACGCAAGGUGUGUCGUGCCAUGAGAUAUUUCCCACCAGAGCAGCGAACUAUGGUCAAUGUCAGAAUGACCAAAUGUUUGUACGCGAUGGUGACGCACUGUCGUUAUACCGGUGAUCCAAGAACAGGUUGGAACAUACCACCUGCAACUUGCUCAAAAUACAAUGCUCAUGUCCUCGGAGUUAAAAUAGCAUGUGGUUUAGAGAUGUUAGUAGCUCGAGCCAAUGAGGAACGUAGAAAACGUACCAAGGGACAGUCCCCGGACGUUCCCGAUGAUGCUGAAAAAUUAAAGCUGAACGAACCAGCUUUUAAUGCUUAUCUAGCUCGUUUAGAAGCGAACGGUUACUUUAGAGAUCUGUUGGAAGGUAGCCAGGAACGUGAGAAGCUACUAUCCACAGCAAAAGAGUAUUUCUUGAAGCAUGCGACUUUAUUUGAUAAUCUCUCAGAUUUGUACGAAAGUGAUGCUCAAAAAGUUUUAGAAGCAUGGGAGAACAUUCAAACUAAUGACAUUGAAAUGCAUGCUCAAGAUGAAACUAUGUUGAGUCCUGCGGAUAGCGAUAGUUGGCUGAACGUGGAUCCUGCGCAAUUAGAAACAUAUUUGAACCAACAGUGGGGCAAUAUUAAAGAUAGAAAAUUGGAUCAAGAAUCUUUAAGUCUCCGAGAGAAAGUACAAUCAUUUCUUAAUCAAGCUAGUGAUAUUGAUGGCGUGCAUUUCUUAGGAGAACAAUCGACGGACAAUGACAUGCAAGAUACGGAGGAUGGUGGACGAAUAGAUUUCGACGCGGACGUAUUUGAUAGUACAUUAAGAGGCAUCCUCGAUCUAGUUGUUCCGGGAGGAGAGGGAGAAUUCGAAGGUAGCUCGGAGGGAUCACUAGGCGGUGACGAUGAGGACAAAGGCGGCGAUAUGGACAAAUAUAUGCGACUGUUGGACUCGCAACUGCAAUCGCAAAUGGUAAAAGAUGAGAAUACGGUAGCAAAUGACGACGAUAACACCGCGGAUCCAGUAGAAGCAAAUUUACGAGAAAGUAUCGAAGCGGAGGCCGGCGGUUCCGGUCCGACCGGAAACAUAAUCGGUGGUCCUGCUCGAAGGCUCAUGCACUUGCAAUUGCAAUCGCCCACGACGGUACCGCCCGAUUUACAAAGUUAAUGGCACCUCGACGAGUAAACGAUUAAUAUAGUCGAUUCACAUUAAUGAUCGCAAACAUUAUUGCAAUCUUUCGCUUCAUUCUGCAAAAUACAUAAGCAUUCACCAUUUCAAGGACAAAAAAAGAUCUCAUGGACUAAAGUCUUGUUAUGCUAUAUCUAAAAACUAUUAUAUUUAUUACUU
Molecule: messenger RNA, 2353 nt
Organism: Camponotus floridanus (Florida carpenter ant)
Lineage: Eukaryota; Metazoa; Arthropoda; Insecta; Hymenoptera; Formicidae
Product: protein ecdysoneless
Exons: 5
Coding region: 269-2173 (634 amino acids)
Cellular component (GO): nucleus
Source: RefSeq, a predicted model, not a curated record